CGGGCUGCAGGUGUUAUACAAAAAACGUAUCAUGUCACGUGACGCAAAUUCUCAACAUCUUCCCUCAUCCGCUGGCAACACUCAAACUUGAGGGACCAAGAACACUCUACGUCCGAGAAGAGGCUGGUCCUCAUUCGAUGCUCAAGAUAUUCCAAUGGCUUCUGCGCAGUCUGUCACUCACUACCAAAUACUGAAGCUUGACCCGCUGUUGAUCGACGACCAACAAGAUCCAACGGCACUCAUCAAGAAAGCUUACCACCGCGCCCUCCUCCAGAAUCACCCGGACAAAGCCGCGGCUUCCCAGGAAGCAAUCUUCAGCGUUGAUCAGAUUACACAAGCGUAUAAUGUAGUAUCAUCGCCAGCGCAACGCGCUUCGUACGAUGCUUCGCUACGCCUUGAGCCCCAGGCGAACAGCGGCUUCGCAACAAAAUUUCAGACUGGUGUGGAGAACGUCGACCUUGACGACUUGGCCUUUGAUGAGGCAGAGGAUUGCUGGUAUAGAUCAUGUCGUUGUGGCAAUGAUAGGGGCUAUCGAUUCCGGGAGGACGACCUCAUGGAAGCUGAGGAAGAGGGAGAACUCAUGGUGGGAUGCCUGGAUUGUAGUUUGUGGCUGAGAGUCCAUUAUGCGGUCCUAGAAACAGACGACUGUGAAUCACCCACCAAUCAAAAACAGAAUUGACGCACAGAGGCAGCAUCAUUGUGGUGCUCUCAACUGAUAGUGCUUUACAAUCGCCUGAGCCCGUAUGUUCAGUGUAUUGAAAGCAAUUUUAGUUAUUUUGAAUUGUCCAGACGGUUGCGUAGUCGAGUCUAAAAAGCAGAGCCUAGGCUUUGCUCCUUUUCAGCCUUCCGUGCCGAAACCAUUGGCAAAGCCAAACCCUCUUGUGUGUUAUGGUUUACCAAAAAAAAACAUGCCGAAGC
This is a messenger RNA of Emericellopsis atlantica, 918 nucleotides long. RefSeq lists its product as uncharacterized. Gene Ontology annotation, biological process: protein histidyl modification to diphthamide. The record is from RefSeq and is a predicted model, not a curated record. NCBI's taxonomy places the organism in Eukaryota, Fungi, Ascomycota, Sordariomycetes, Hypocreales, Bionectriaceae. The coding region runs from base 155 to 679 and encodes 174 amino acids. The transcript has a single exon. Gene Ontology annotation, molecular function: metal ion binding.